This is a messenger RNA of Westerdykella ornata, 2016 nucleotides long. RefSeq lists its product as uncharacterized. The record is from RefSeq and is a predicted model, not a curated record. Gene Ontology annotation, biological process: RNA 3'-end processing. Gene Ontology annotation, cellular component: nucleolus; TRAMP complex. The transcript has 5 exons. The coding region runs from base 1 to 2016 and encodes 671 amino acids. Lineage: Eukaryota; Fungi; Ascomycota; Dothideomycetes; Pleosporales; Sporormiaceae. Gene Ontology annotation, molecular function: poly(A) RNA polymerase activity; mRNA binding.
AUGGGCGACUCGUAUCGCCCGCCGCCGCGCCCAAAGCGCGAACAGCGUCCACCGCCCGCGGCAUCACUGGCCGGCCGUGUGACCUUCAACAGCGGCGGCGGCGGAGAGAACUAUGUAGACAGCUACAGGCCUGGCGCGCCGCCCAGUGAUCGCGCUUCGGGCGCCCAGUUCACCUUUUCGUCCCAACAUACCGCGCCGCGCUUCCCCCCAGCGCCCCCCGCCGACUCUGCGCGCCGCCGACGACAUGUGCCCGGCGUUGGAUUCAGGAAAAAUGGUGCCAGACGCGACCAGCAGCGCCCAUUUCCCCACCAGAAGCCGGCUCCGCAUGAACGCGCACUGCUGCGAGCCCGCACUGGAACAAGCCCUGAGCGCCCAUUGGGCGUCACCCAGGGAUGCAACCGAUUUCGCGACUUGGACGAGCUGUCUUCCAGCGAGACGAGCAUGAGCAUUGACGAUGAUGAGAACAGAAGCACCGACUCCGACGAAGCCGAUCAACCAAAGAAGAAGGUGCCUCGCGUCCCGACAAGCGCGUCUGAUGGCAAUGCGCCACCCAGGUGGUCGAAUCCUGACCCGUAUACCGUUCUGCCUCCUCCAGAAACGACGGGUAAGAAGAAGGAUUUCGUACAGUUGAUCCGCAAGGCCAAGAUCCAAGCCGCGGAGAAGACCAAGGUGGAAAACGCCGUGACCGCCAAUGAGGACUUCAUCUCGUUCGGAGACGACGAGGACAAGCCAAAGGAGGCCGCAGCAAGCAAAGGAGCGUAUUCUAUGGCAGGCUCUUUGAACGAUAUCACUGCGAACUGGACAUCAAUGGCGAUACCGCGGGAUUCUCGGCAGCAUGCCGGAAUUGCCGGCUUGCCUGCAAGGCCUCCGCUGCCCGCUCGUCCGAAGCGUAAACGCGACGAAUCCAUCGGCGACGUUCUCCCAGAAUGGCAAACAAGAACAUCAAGCAAUCCAGCCCCGUGGUGCAAAAACAAGGACUAUGCGUCAAAGCUGCUUAGUAAAGGCGUCUCCGAUUACGACAGGAUGCUCAUGCUGCUCCACAAUGAGAUCUUGGACUUUGGUGAUUACGUCCUUCCCGGUGGCCACGAGCAUAACGUUCGCAUGGAAAUGGUGGGUCGUAUUGAACGCUGCGUUGCGGGCCGGGGGGCUGUAUUCCCCGGCAGUUGCCGCAUCAAGUGCUUCGGCUCCUUUCCCACUCACAUGUAUCUCCCCACAGCGGAUAUGGAUCUUGUCUUGGUCAGCGAUCAACAUUUCCACGGCGGUCCCAAAAUCUUCGACGUCGAGCGCAGACGCCAAGUGUCCAGCGUUCUGUAUACCGCCGAGCGCCUGCUCAGACGAAGUCGAAUAGCGACAGCGACUCAAGUCAUCGCCAAAGCCAAGGUUCCCAUCAUCAAAUUCGUCGAUGUCGCAACUGGGAUCAAAGUCGAUCUCUCCAUGGAAAAUCUCACCGGUGUAGCGGCACAGCAGACAUUCAAACAGUGGAAAGACAAAGAGUCGGACUUGGCUACAUUGGUGGUCCUUGUCAAGCAGUUUCUAUUCAUGCGAGGGCUUAACGACGUACACACUGGCGGAUUGGGGGGCUUUUCAAUCACCUGCUUGGUCUACGCAUUCCUCCGCACUGCCCGGUCUCGAGAGGAAAGCGAAGGCAUUGUCAACCUGGGCAAGCUCUUCAUGGGAUUUCUCGAUUUCUGGGGUAAUCAGUUCCAGCUUGCAACACAGCGUUUAGUGAUGCAUACAGAUCCCCCAACCAUCGUCCCUAAGGACACCAUUGGAGUGGAUGGACGGGAGGAACGACCGGAUCGUCUCUCUAUCCAGGAUCCCAACAAUCCCGAAAACAACGUAUCAGGAGGUUCGAAUCGGGUGGAGCACAUAUUCAGGUUGUUCUCGGAGGCUCACAAGGUACUCGAGCAGCGACUUCGAAUUGUCGAUCUCUCUGGAGUCAGUAUCCUGGAGACCAUAAUUGGCGGCAAUUACGAUUCGUACGAGCAGCAAUGGCGCAGGAUCGGCAGAAGAUAG